Messenger RNA from Antrostomus carolinensis (chuck-will's-widow), 1242 nucleotides. Its product is annotated as histamine H3 receptor. The record is from RefSeq and is a predicted model, not a curated record. Gene Ontology annotation, biological process: adenylate cyclase-inhibiting G protein-coupled acetylcholine receptor signaling pathway; chemical synaptic transmission; G protein-coupled receptor signaling pathway, coupled to cyclic nucleotide second messenger. The transcript is spliced from 3 exons. Gene Ontology annotation, cellular component: synapse; dendrite; plasma membrane. NCBI's taxonomy places the organism in Eukaryota, Metazoa, Chordata, Aves, Caprimulgiformes, Caprimulgidae. Gene Ontology annotation, molecular function: G protein-coupled serotonin receptor activity; G protein-coupled acetylcholine receptor activity; histamine receptor activity.
AUGUGAAUGUCUUCCCAGACUGAACUGACCUGGAUACGCAACAUGCACAACGGCACUGCCGAAACUCCACAUACGGCGGGAACAGGCAACGAGACUUUGUGCACACCGGCACCGAGCUCUGAGUUCUCACUGGGUGUGCUGGUGCUGCUGGCUUUCCUCAUGGUGUUGCUGGCUCUGGUCACCAUCCUUGGAAACACCCUGGUGAUCCUUGCUUUCAUCAUGGACAGAAAUCUCAGGCAUCGGAGCAACUAUUUCUUUCUGAAUCUUGCUAUUUCUGACUUUGCAGUGGGUGCGUUCUGCAUGCCUCUCUACAUCCCUUACAGCCUGACAGGGAAAUGGCACUUGGGAAGAGGCGUCUGCAAGCUCUGGCUGGCUACGGACUAUCUCCUGUGCACAGCUUCAGUAUUUAACAUUGUUCUUAUCAGCUAUGACCGUUUCCUGUCAGUUACUAAAGCUGUAUCUUACAGAGCCCAGCAGGGAGUAACAUCCAAUCCUGUCAUCAAGAUGGUGGCCAUCUGGGUCUUUGCCUUCCUCCUCUACUGCCCAGCAAUCCUCUUUUGGGAGCACGUGGCUGGACACAGUGUGGUAGCAGCAGACCAGUGCUACGCUGAGUUCUUUGACAACUGGUACUUCCUCCUGUGCGCAUCCACCCUGGAGUUCUUUGUGCCGCUGCUCUCGGUGACCUACUUCAAUGUGCACAUCUUUCACAACAUCCAGAGGCGCCAGCGGCACGGCAGCACGCAGGACUGCGAGCCUCCAAGGAAUGGCAGCCUGUCCUGGAGGUUUUGUCUCUCGCUGAGGCAAGGAGUGUUUUCUCCUCCGUUGGAAGAAGAGGACAGUGUUUCGUCCUCCAUGAGGCCAAAGAAAGAGUCUUUGGGAACUGAGAGCUCAUCUCCAUCCAGAGGCAAUUCUGUAACUCCAGAAAAUUACUUAUCUCUUUCUUUAUGUGCAAGGGCCAGGUCAAAACUGCAGCAGGACAAGAAAAUAGCAAAGUCGCUUGCCAUAAUUGUGUGUGUGUUUGCUGUUUGCUGGGCUCCAUACACUUUACUAAUGAUUAUUCGUGGGGCCUGCCAGGGAACCUGUGUUCAUAACUCCUUGUACGAAAUAACCUUUUGGCUUUUGUGGAUCAAUUCCUCUUUGAACCCAUUUCUCUACCCUCUCUGUCAUGUCAAAUUUCGAAUGGCUUUUAUGAAAAUACUGUGUCCCAAAAAGUUUGUAACAUUGAGAUCAGGCUCUUUUUAA